UACUAUUUCUCCCGGUAUUUUACAUUUAGCAGAAGCUUUUCGAGCUAUUGGUAAUUUGAGACGCACGUCUUUCUGUGGCCCGUAUUUAAGUAUAAAUAUAGUCGAAAUUUGCAUAAGAUGACGAAAAUAAUUGAGCUGAGACCUGAUAAGAGACUAUUAAAUACAAAUUUUCAAAAAUAUCAAUUUUCUGCUGGAACAUCCCCAGUCAUUUUUGAAAGAAGUUUGAAUCAUGAUGUUUUGAGAAUAGAGCCAAAUUCCACUCAGGACUCUUGGCUUGAAGCUAGACUCUUUGCAUUUCACAAUCACCUCUUUAGAAAUCAUUUUGAUAAUACAUGUUGGUUUAUUGACGAUACAAGAGGGGUUUGGAGAUUGAAAAUCAAUGGUACGCUGGACUUAAUUUAUACUCUUAAAGCUGUUGAUGAAAAUCAUGCAAUUCCUCUGUAUAAUCCUUCUAUUGGUUUUGCAUCUGAAAAUAUAAUAAUAAUAUCCAAUGGCUCUAAUACACUGGAUGUGUUAUUCAUUGAAAGUAUGGGAACAGCGAAACCAAUUGAAUUAUAUAAGGUUGAUGCUGGAGUUCUUCUGGAUGUAGAGUAUGUCGUGGACACUUCAACAAUUAUAAUUGCAUUAUGCAAUAUACUUGACUUCGAAGGAAAGAAAUGCUCCAAUCUGAACAUCCUUUGGUAUCUUUGCGAAUACAAGGACAACUGUUUGGAAAAUCUGAAACUCACUCAUAAGCAAGUCCUGAGAGUAAAAGGUGUUAUCGACUAUGUGAAAGUAGAAAACAAUGGAAAUUAUUUACACAUUGUAAGUCAAGACUCUGCAAUAUUUGAAUAUGAUUCUAUAAAUCCUAUAGACAAAGAGAAGACACAGCACAAAAAUGUCUCAGAAAUAAAAAUUCCAAAGUACUGUUGGUCUCAAGACGAAGAUACACUUACAGUCUGGAUAAAAGUACCUCAACACAUUGAUAAGAAAUUAAUUACAGUUGAUAUAACAGCAAGCAGUCUGUCAAUCAAGUUAAAAGAUACAAUAUUGAUAGAAGGUGACACUCAAUACCGACUUGAUCCUGAAUUAACAACCUGGAGUCGAGAAAGUGAUUCUCUGAAAGUUGACCUGGUCAAAUACGAAAGUGGUCAGAUGUGGAAUGAGUUGAUAAAAGGCGACAUAGGCGGAGAAUGCUUGCCCAAUGAAACUCUAGCUGCAGAAAUUCAUUCCAGAUUAGCGCAUCUGUGUACCGAUCAACCAGAGAGGGAAGGACAGUCUGCAAUAGGAUUUAAUGCUGAACAACUAGAGGAAUGUGAUCUCCAGGGUAGGGAUAACUUCCUUCAGAGACUAGAUUUGAAGAGUCACAAAGUAAUACAUCUGGCCAUGCUUGGAACAAGCAACCACAUUCUCUUCACAAUUAAAUUGAAAUCUAGCCAAAUACUCUGCCUACGACACGAGCACGAUGCCUGCAUCUGGAUGCCCGGAGAAGUCGAGAACGACCACUGGCGAUUCAAGCACAUCUAUACGUUUCCAGGGUUUGGCUAUGUAGAAGCUGGCAAGACUAAUAAAAAAUUUUGCGUCUCCCCACCAGCUGGAACCUAUGUAGCCAUUGUAGAACAUACAAGGCAUUCUUUCCUAUACGACAGACCUGAAAAUGGUUCUCCUGUAGCAAAACAACAGAUUGUAGAUUUAGGACCCGACACUUCUCCAAUUAUGGGUGCUGUUGCCACAAAUAAAUAUUUGAUACUCUUAACUAAGGAUAAACUGUAUCAGCUAGAGAUCAAAUUUUAACACUAAGUAAUCUAAGGGAGUCUCAAGGUAUCUUGUAAACUCUAUAAUGCAUUUUACACGUAUAAAUAAUAAUAUAUAUUAUCAACGUUUA
Cephus cinctus (wheat stem sawfly) is the source of this 1864-nucleotide messenger RNA. RefSeq names its product nudC domain-containing protein 1. The record is from RefSeq and is a predicted model, not a curated record. The coding region runs from base 118 to 1773 and encodes 551 amino acids. The transcript has 4 exons. NCBI's taxonomy places the organism in Eukaryota, Metazoa, Arthropoda, Insecta, Hymenoptera, Cephidae.